CAUGGUCUCGCGUCUACUUAUUUUAGAAAAAGUCAAAUAUGACUAAUACAAACAGAAUAUGUUCUCAUUGCAUUUGCAAUAUGCACCUACGCAGAAGCGACUAGCUACUCCCAAGCCUAUACAUUGCCUUACACAGAUACGAUUAUUGUAAGAAGUUAUUAUUCCAUCAUGCCUCAUAAUCCACAGAAUGCUCCUCCCCAUUUUGCUCAGGGGCCUCAGAACGGCACAUUCGAAGCAAUGGCAAUUCCAGAACCGAUGACCCAAGUCCGCGGUGACCCUUGGCAAUCAGUUAGUGCACUACAGUUGGGAUUGCAGCCACGAUCAUUUAACGAGCUUCACACUGAAAGGAUGUACCUCCUUGAGAUGCUUCAGCAGCACGAUAGACGAGCUAUCGACCUGUUUAUGAAAGUGCCCGUUGUCGAGGAGAAGAUCUACCAGGCCAGGGAUCCGCAGGAACAGAAGCAAGCUAAGAAACAUCGUGGUUGGUUGAGACAUCGUAUUGUGGACACCGUCGAGGAAGAAAAGAAGAUACUAGCAAGGUUAAGUGAGUUGCACGUUGAAAUCCAAUGCCGCGAGAGAUGGUCAAGGGUCGAGAGGGAAAGAGAGAGGUUGAAUAUCACAGCGCAGCAUGCCCCUGCAUAUGCAAACCCCCCUAUGCCUUCGCUAACGCCUUGGGGUCCCCAAACGUAUCCAUUGCCUCCUGAGUUGCCGGCCCCCAACUACCCGUACUAUGUGCACACCGGAUCACCUGGAAUAUAUUACCAGAGGCCAAUUUCUGCUGGAGGUAUUUAUUCUAGUCAUAACGAGGACCACGAAACUCCAACACACGGGCAGAAUCCGUCUGAUAAUGACUUUGGGCCUGAAGCGCACGAAUUGGAUGACACAGCUAUCGACCACAGUCCGGGUAGCGAGUCUCGCAGACGGUCGCAAUCCUUGGUGACAUUCUCGGAAUCAAGACCUACACAUCGGAGUAGUAUGCCUUCGCUAAGUCGCACAUGGAGUGGGCAAAGUGAGGGAAAUGGAAAUAAUUAAACGUAAUUUGAGCUAUCAGUGACCCCUUACAACGGAGGUGAUGGAGGAACAAUGAGAUUCUAGGAAGGCGUUCGUGUUUCUUAGUCAGAGUGUGCAGAAUAUCAAUUCAUUU
Annulohypoxylon truncatum is the source of this 1144-nucleotide messenger RNA. RefSeq lists its product as uncharacterized. The transcript has 3 exons. The record is from RefSeq and is a predicted model, not a curated record. NCBI's taxonomy places the organism in Eukaryota, Fungi, Ascomycota, Sordariomycetes, Xylariales, Hypoxylaceae. Bases 169 to 1032 code for a protein of 287 amino acids.